Vigna unguiculata (cowpea) is the source of this 1234-nucleotide messenger RNA. RefSeq names its product G-type lectin S-receptor-like serine/threonine-protein kinase At1g11300. Gene Ontology annotation, cellular component: plasma membrane. Gene Ontology annotation, biological process: recognition of pollen; protein phosphorylation. NCBI's taxonomy places the organism in Eukaryota, Viridiplantae, Streptophyta, Magnoliopsida, Fabales, Fabaceae. The record is from RefSeq and is a predicted model, not a curated record. Gene Ontology annotation, molecular function: ATP binding; protein serine/threonine kinase activity.
UACAACAAUUAUCAUUUCAGUAACAGUGAUAAUAGGAAUUGUGAUCAUUGUCACUUGUGCAUGUGUAAUGUGGAGGAGGAGUUACUGUCGGCCAACUAAAAUAUGGUCCUCAAUCAAGUCAGCAAUGAAAAGAGGCAAGAAAGGUUUCUUAUGUUUCAAGAAUGAUGAACCAUUAGAACAAACAGGCAACAAAGUAUUUGAACAACUGUCACGAGUUAAACUACAGGAGCUGCUCCUGUUUGAUUUCGAAAAGCUUGCAAAAGCCACAAACAACUUCCACCAGACAAACAAACUUGGGCAGGGUGGUUUUGGUCCUGUGUACAAGGGGAAACUGCAAGAUGGACAAGAAAUAGCAGUUAAAAGACUUUCUAGAGCCUCUGGACAAGGUCUAGAAGAAUUCAUGAACGAAAUAGUCGUGAUUUCCAAGCUUCAGCACCGCAAUCUUGUAAGACUUCUUGGCUGCUGUAUUGAAGGUGACGAAAAGAUGUUACUGUAUGAAUACAUGCCAAACAAAAGUAUGGAUGUGCUUAUUUUUGAUCCAACAAAACAUAAACACCUAGAUUGGAGGAAGCGCUGCUCUAUAAUAGAAGGAAUAGCUCGAGGUUUGCUUUAUCUUCAUAGAGACUCCAGACUAAAAAUCAUACACAGAGAUUUGAAGGCAAGUAAUAUCUUGUUAGAUGAUGAACUCAAUCCAAAAAUAUCAGACUUUGGUAUGGCUAGAAUCUUUGGAAGAACUGAAGAUCGCGCUAACACUAAUAGGAUUGUUGGAACAUAUGGCUACAUGUCCCCUGAAUAUGCAAUGCAAGGACUGUUCUCAGAGAAAUCGGAUGUGUUUAGCUUUGGUGUUUUGCUGCUAGAGAUUGUUAGUGGAAGAAGAAACUCAAGCUUUUACGAUGAUGAGCAUUCUCUUACCCUUUUAGGAUUUACCUGGGCACAGUGGAAAGAAGGCAAUACAUUAUCUUUAAUAGAUUCAGAAAUAUAUGAUCCUAACGAUGAUGAAGAUAUGUUAAGGGUCAUUCACAUAGGACUUUUAUGCGUACAAGAACUUGCUUCAGACAGACCCACAAUGGCAACAGUAGUUUCUAUGCUUAACAGUGAUGUUGUCUUUCUUCCUCCUCCAAGUCAACCUGCAUUCAUUCUGGUGCAAAAUGUGGUUAAUUCAGAGCCGUCUGAAGAAAAUCAAAGACUUUGUUCCGUGAAUACAAUUAGUAUUACAGAAAUCUAUGGUAGGUAG